AUGGCCCCUGUUAUCCACUCCACGUUUCUUUCUUCUUCAUUUCCCCAAUCUCUGCUCUUCUCUCACUCCUCCACCCAGAAACCCUCCUUCGACCGUUACAAAUCUUUUCCCUUCAGACCAACUACCGCAAUAACUGUUUCUUACUUACCUCUCACACCCUCUGAAGUUCCCUUCUCGACUUCUCCCGCCAAAUUCCUUACUAGACCACAACAGUUACAACUUCAUAACUCUUCCCAAGCUCUCGGCAGUUCAGUCUCAGCCGAUGAUGAUGCUGUCUCACUCCCCGAUCGUAACCACCAGCUGCUCCGCCUUUCGAUUCGACAUGGCGAUAUCGAGCUUGCCAGUGCUGUUCAUGCCUCAAUUGUCAAGGCUGAAGAAGAUGUCCACCUUAGCAACAGUCUCAUUGCCGCAUACCUCAAACUCGACCGCAUUACGGAUGCCCAAAAGACCUUUGCCUGUUUAUCGUCGCCUGAUGUGGUCUCUUAUUCAGCUCUCGUCUCUGCUUAUGCGAAAUCUAAGCAAGAGGACAAAGCUAUAGAACUUUUCUUUAAGAUGAGAGGUUCAGGUAUUGAACCCAAUGAGUUCAGCUUUGUAGCAAUUUUAACUGCUUGCAUUCGCCUAUCGGACUUGCAAUUGGGUUAUCAAAUCCACUCGUUGGCUAUCAAAACUGGUUACUCUUAUUGCGUUUAUGUUUCGAAUGCAUUGAUGGGUGUGUAUAUUAGAAGUGAAUGCAUUAAUCACGCAUAUCAGUUGUUUGGUGAAAUGGCUGAGAGAGAUGUGUCCUCAUGGAAUACAAUAAUAUCAGCUGCAGUAAAGGAGUUGCAAUACGAAAGAGCUUUUGAUCUCUUUCGUGAUAUGCAGCAAAUUGAUCAACUUCGUGUUGACUCUUUCACGCUUUCGAGCCUUCUGGCUGCCUCCACAGGGAGCUUAGCUAGGAUGGAAGGCCAGAAAAUUCAUGCUCAUGCUCUUAAGAUUGGGCUUCAGUCAAAUGUGAGUGUGAACAACUCCCUUAUUGGGUUUUACACUAAAUGCGGGAGUAUAGAAGACGUAGUGGCUGUGUUUGAGAAGAUGCCAGUAAAGGAUAUCAUAAGUUGGACUGGAAUGAUUACUGGAUAUAUGGAGUUUGGAUUCAUCAAAUCUGCUCUGAACAUCUUUGAUAGCAUGCCUGAGAGGAAUUACAUUUCAUAUAAUGCUAUGUUAGCAGGAUAUUGUCAGAAUGGUGAAGGUUCAAAGGCUUUGGAGUUGUUUCGAGGUAUGGUGGAGGAAGGCAUGGACAUAUCUGAUUUCACUUUAACCAGUGCUGUUAAUGCUUGUUCAAUCCUCUCAGAAAUGGAGACUAGCAAACAAAUUCAUGGGUUUGUUAUUAAGUCCGGUUUUGGUUCAAACUCUUGGAUUGAGGCAGCAUUGCUUGAUAUGUGUACAAAGUGUGCAAGGAUGGAUGAUGCUCAAAAGAUGUUUACUCAAUGGUCCUAUAACGAGGAAAUUUCAGUUGUGUGGACAUCAAUGAUCUGUGGGUAUGCUCGGAAUGGGCAGCUCAUUGAAGCACUGAAUCUCUUUUAUACAAUGCAAGUUGAAGACAUGAUUGUGGAUGAAGUUGCAUCAACUGCAGUACUUGGUGUCUGUGGUUCCUUAGGAUUUCAUGAGAUGGGGAUACAAAUUCAUGCAUAUGUUCUUAAAUCUGGUUUUGUUUCUGACAUAGGGCUAGGAAGUGCAAUAUUUAGCAUGUAUUCAAAAUGUGGGAAUAUAGAUGAUGCAAUAAAGUCCUUCAAUGUCAUGCCAAAACAUGAUAUGGCAUCAUGGAAUGGCUUAAUUGCUGGCCAUCUUCUUCAUAGGAAGGGUGAUGAGGCCUUGUCUAUCUGGUCAAAAAUGGAGAAGAUAGGUAUAAAACCAGACUCCUUCACCCUUGUUUUGAUUCUUUCAGCUUACAGGUAUACCAGAUCAAACUGUGUUGACAAGUGUCAUAGUUUGUUUCUGUCCAUGAGAAGCCUUUAUGGCAUUGAGCCUACACCGGAGCAUUAUGCUUCCAUGGUUGAUGUUUUUGGUUACUGGGGUUACUUCAAAGAAGCAGAAGAACUAAUCAAUAAUAUGCCUCAUGAGUCUGAUGGUUCUGCUGCAUGGAGAGCUUUACUUGAUAGCUGUAGAUUGUGGUUGAAUGCAAGUCUUGGAAGAUCAGAUGGAAAGCAUCUUUCUGAUAUGGGCCCACGAGAUCCAUCUAUGUAUAUACUAGUUUCAAAUCUUGGAAGAUUGGCUGCAAAACAUCUUCUUGCUAUAGAGCCACAAGAUCCAUCUAUGUAUAUACUUGUUUCAAAUCUAUAUUCAGCGUCUGGGAGAUGGCACUGUGCUGAAAGGGUUAGGGAGGAAAUGAGGGAAAAGGGGUUGCAAAAGAUCCCUGGACGAAGCUGGUACAUUCAUCAAAACAAGGUGUAUUCAUUCUAUGCAAGAGAUAAAUCUUACAGCCAAUCCAAAGACAUCUAUAGUGGGUUGGAGAUACUGAUCUUGGAAUGCUUAAAGGUUGGGUAUGUGCCUGAUACAAGUUUUGUUCUUCAUGAAGUGGAGGAGCAUCAAAAGAAAGAUUUCCUGUUCUAUCAUAGUGCAAAGCUGGCAGUGACAUAUGGGCUUCUUAUGACAAAACAUGGAAGACCGAUAAGGGUUACAAAGAAUAUCAGUCUAUGUGGAGACUGUCAUACAUUCUUCAAGUAUGUUUCAACUGUCACUGGUAGGGAAAUCUCUCUCAGGGAUGCUUCAGGUUUUCAUAAUUUCAAGAAUGGUGAAUGCUCAUGUAGAGAUUAUUGGUAAUAGAAUCACUGAAAGCAGAGGUGGUAGUGGUACCCAUGGCCUUGAUGGUGCAACACUAGGGCCGUGAAUAUUAGGACAAAAUACAACAUCAUCUAAAUCAUCCAAAUGUUUUUUUUUUUGUUUGCUUGUUGAUAACUAAUUAGUGCUUGUAACACAAUUUAUAUUUAAAUACUUCAAAUGUUAAAAAUACAUUAUCUGGAAGUUGGAUUGAUGCAAGACAAAUGGAGAUUUAUACUAA
Molecule: messenger RNA, 3034 nt
Organism: Nelumbo nucifera (sacred lotus)
Lineage: Eukaryota; Viridiplantae; Streptophyta; Magnoliopsida; Proteales; Nelumbonaceae
Gene: EMB175
Product: Pentatricopeptide repeat (PPR) superfamily protein
Biological process (GO): RNA modification
Molecular function (GO): protein binding; zinc ion binding; RNA binding
Source: RefSeq, a predicted model, not a curated record